CAACCAUGGCCUCCCACGGUGUGCCCAUCAAGCUCCUCCAUGAAGCCGAAGGCCACAAGGUGACGCUGGAGACAAAGGCCGGUGACGUCUAUCGCGGGCUGCUCGACGAGGCCGACGACUCGAUGAACGUCUUCCUCAAGGAGGUGGUCAAGCGGGCCAAGGACGGAUCAAAGUCGUCGCUGGGAUCGGCCUUUAUUCGUGGCUCGCAGGUCCGCUACGUCAUCCUCCCCUCCAUUCUCACCCACGCGCCCAUGCUCCGUCGCAUGGACAAGGCCAACAACAUCGGCCUCGGCAUCUCCCAGCCGCCCUCGGCCCGUCAGUAGCUGGCUUCUCUCCCGCCGCACGCCGGCUCACAUCCUUGCACUUGCAUCUGUCCACCUGGAGCCCCUUCGAUGAGGUGAUGGAGGAUGGCAAGCAGGUGCCGCCGACGAGUCGUCUGCUAGCC
Messenger RNA from Thecamonas trahens ATCC 50062, 445 nucleotides. Its product is annotated as small nuclear ribonucleoprotein Sm D3. Gene Ontology annotation, biological process: spliceosomal snRNP assembly; RNA processing. The transcript is spliced from 2 exons. Gene Ontology annotation, molecular function: RNA binding. Lineage: Eukaryota; Apusomonadida; Apusomonadidae. The record is from RefSeq and is a predicted model, not a curated record. Bases 6 to 323 code for a protein of 105 amino acids. Gene Ontology annotation, cellular component: commitment complex; SMN-Sm protein complex; U2 snRNP.